Molecule: messenger RNA, 1418 nt
Organism: Saimiri boliviensis boliviensis (Bolivian squirrel monkey)
Lineage: Eukaryota; Metazoa; Chordata; Mammalia; Primates; Cebidae
Gene: APEX1
Product: apurinic/apyrimidinic endodeoxyribonuclease 1
Biological process (GO): base-excision repair
Cellular component (GO): nucleus
Molecular function (GO): DNA-(apurinic or apyrimidinic site) endonuclease activity; phosphoric diester hydrolase activity; double-stranded DNA 3'-5' DNA exonuclease activity
Source: RefSeq, a predicted model, not a curated record
AUCACGUGACCAGGUCCGCUACCCAUGUGGGGGCUCGGCGUGCGCCUUUCUUUGUGCUCGGGUUUGGAGGAGUUGUGCUGCGUCCGGACCAGUGCAGAUACCGGGCUGCUCUUUUGCUCGCAACGCGGUAAAAAUACUCCUUCGGUGGGCGACGCAGUACAGGUGCCUCCGAAGGGCGUUCGUUACGGGAAUGCCGAAGCGUGGGAAAAAGGGAGCAGUGGCAGAAGACGGGGAAGAGCUCAAGACGGAGCCAGAGGCCAAGAAGAGUAAGACGGCCGCAAAGAAAAACGACAAAGAGGUAGCAGGAGAGGGCCCAGCCCUGUAUGAGGACCCCCCAGAUCAGAAAACUUCACCCAGCGGCAAACCCGCCACACUCAAGAUCUGCUCUUGGAAUGUGGAUGGGCUUCGAGCCUGGAUUAAGAAGAAAGGAUUAGAUUGGGUAAAGGAAGAAGCCCCAGAUAUACUGUGCCUUCAAGAGACCAAAUGUUCAGAGAACAAACUACCAGCUGAACUUCAAGAGCUGCCUGGACUCCCUCAUCAAUACUGGUCAGCUCCCUCGGAUAAAGAAGGGUACAGUGGCGUGGGCCUACUUUCCCGCCAGUGCCCACUCAAAGUUUCUUAUGGCAUAGGUGAGGAGGAGCAUGAUCAGGAAGGCCGAGUGAUUGUGGCUGAAUUUGACUCGUUUGUGCUGGUAACAGCAUAUGUACCUAAUGCAGGCCGGGGUCUGGUACGACUGGAGUACCGGCAGCGCUGGGAUGAAGCCUUUCGCAAGUUCCUGAAGGGCUUAGCUUCCCGAAAGCCCCUUGUGCUGUGUGGAGACCUCAAUGUAGCCCAUGAAGAAAUUGACCUUCGCAACCCCAAGGGAAACAAAAAAAAUGCUGGCUUCACGCCACAAGAGCGCCAAGGCUUUGGGGAAUUACUGCAGGCUGUGCCACUGGCUGACAGCUUUAGGCACCUCUACCCCAACACAGCCUAUGCCUACACCUUUUGGACUUACAUGAUGAAUGCUCGAUCCAAGAAUGUUGGUUGGCGCCUUGAUUAUUUUUUGUUGUCCCACUCUCUGUUACCUGCAUUGUGUGACAGCAAGAUCCGUUCCAAGGCUCUUGGCAGUGAUCACUGUCCUAUCACCCUAUAUCUAGCACUGUGACACCACCCCUAAAUCAGUUGGAGUCUGGGAAAUAAGCCCCCUAAACUACCAUUCCUUCUUUAAUCACUCUGAAGAGAAAUCUGCAUUCUAUUUCUCAUCUAUAAAAAUAGGAAUCCUCCAGCCAGGCUCCUGUAGCAGACUUAGAUUUCUUUUAAGCUCAAGAUUUUUUUGAGGAUUUCUUUUAAAAAAAAAACAAAAAACAAAAACUGAACAAAGGCUGCUAGUGACUUUGUUUGAAUUAUCCACAUGAAAAUAAAAAGCUAUAGUUUCA